CUCAUAUUUGUGUACCUAUGUUUCUUCAUACGGUCCAACCAGCUAUAAAUAUCACAUUACUAUAACUUUCUUUUUAACCAAAAACUGCAAAAAAACACAUAACACCACUCUCAAGUCUCAACCUCCCUCUCUAUGGAGUACAGUACUCUUUACAACCCUAAUUUCAAGUCCUCUUCUUGUUCUUCGACAAGGACUACUAAAAAUACUAGAAAUGGUAAGAAAAAAGGUGGUAACAACAACAACAACGACGACAACACCAAGAAGCGCGAGGUGAGGCUAUCGACCGACCCACAAAGCAUAGCGGCGAGAGAAAGAAGGCAUAGAAUAAGCAACCGGUUCAAGAUGUUACAGAGUUUAGUCCCUGGUGGUGCUAAGCUUGACACCGUCUCCAUGUUGGAACAAGCCAUUCAAUAUGUCAAGUUCUUACAAGCUCAAAUUUGUUUUCAUGAAGCCCUCAUAAAAAACAACACCACCACUACCAACAACAACAACAACAACAACAACAACAACAACAACAACAACGACAACGACAACGACGGUGUUAAAAGUUGCACUAAUAUUAAUACUAGUGCUAGUACUAAUGUUAAUGUUGAUGAUGAUGCAUACUACUACGACGACAACCAAUAUUAUUAUGCAUUAAUGUACGAUUGUAACAAUUAUAUAAACCAACUAGAAGGUGGUGGUGCGGCUAGUGGCGCCGUUGGUGGUAGCAAAGGCGGAUUCAAUGGCGGCUUUUGCAACCUUCAAGAGAUGAACAUGGCGCCGGCAACCCCGAGCCCGGAAGCUGCAAACUACGAAUUAGCAGCACAAAUUCAAGAUGGUUGGAAUUAUUACCAGGAAAUUGAUUAUAAGAGGCCUCAUCUUAACUAUUAUUAGUGAAUAAUUAUUGAUUGAUUAGAGUAAGUAAGUUCUAGCUACUAGAAAACCUGAUGGUGCACCCUGCAUGUGAUGUGUCUGUACUUCUAUUUUAUCUUUUGCUAUUUACAUGUCUCUUCAAUUUCUCAAAAUUGUUGACCAAAUGUAUUCGUAUGAUGCUACUCCGUACUCCAUUAUAUUACGAAAUUGUACUCUAAGUAUGUUGCGGAGUACGUACUUAUGUAUGAAUAUUAGUUUCAUUAGUGAAGUGUUAAUGUGAUUAUUUCAAUUUUAUUAUUUUUCAAUUUAUCAGA
Spinacia oleracea (spinach) is the source of this 1169-nucleotide messenger RNA. RefSeq lists its product as uncharacterized. Gene Ontology annotation, biological process: regulation of DNA-templated transcription. Gene Ontology annotation, molecular function: DNA-binding transcription factor activity; protein dimerization activity. The coding region runs from base 133 to 876 and encodes 247 amino acids. The record is from RefSeq and is a predicted model, not a curated record. The transcript has a single exon. Lineage: Eukaryota; Viridiplantae; Streptophyta; Magnoliopsida; Caryophyllales; Amaranthaceae.